Mucor velutinosus is the source of this 1716-nucleotide messenger RNA. RefSeq lists its product as uncharacterized. Gene Ontology annotation, cellular component: fungal-type vacuole membrane; vacuolar transporter chaperone complex. The record is from RefSeq and is a predicted model, not a curated record. Lineage: Eukaryota; Fungi; Mucoromycota; Mucoromycetes; Mucorales; Mucoraceae. Bases 1 to 1716 code for a protein of 571 amino acids. The transcript has a single exon.
AUGAAAUUCGCUGAUCAACUCCAGAAAGGUAUCUUUGCUCCUUGGCGUCUGUCUUAUAUCAACUACGACGUCUUGAAGACUGAGCUCAAGGCCAGACAGCUCGAUCACGGCUGGACUGAUCAAGAUGAGAAGGAUUUCAUUCAUUUGCUGGAGAAUGAAUUGGAAAAGGUGUAUGAUUUCAUCUCUGCAAAGUUGGGCGAGGUCGAGGCAAGAAUCAGCUAUUGUGAAAGAACGUUGCAAACCUUCAUGAACAACCCUUCCUGGUCCUCUGAGCAAAACUGGAACAUCAUGGACGAUGCUCUCACCGAGGUCUUGUUUGACGUCAACGAUCUGGCAAAGUUCACUCGUCUCAACUACAUUGGCUUCCAAAAGAUUCUCAAGAAACAUGACAAAUGGACUGGUCUCCGUCUCCAACAGAACUUUAUUCCUCAAUUGCGUGCCAAACCUCUCGAUAAACAACGUUUCGAUGUCGCCAUUGUUUACAUUUCUGCUCUCCACGAUCUCUGUCGUCUCCAAGGAAAGCCUCGUACUGGUAAUGCUGCUGCUGGUGGUGAUCAAAACGCCUUUGAACGUGCUACUGCCAAAUAUUGGAUCCAUCCUGACAAUGUCACUGAAGUCAAGUCUAUCAUCAUGUUGCAUUUACCCGUCUUGAUCUUCAACAAGGACAAGAAGUUUGAGGUCUCUGAUUCCGCCAUCUCCAGUAUCUACUACGAUAACGAGGAUUUCGAUCUCUAUACUGGUCGUCUUCAACGUGAUGAGGGUGCCGAGGCUAUUCGUUUCCGUUGGUAUGGCCCUAUGGAGUCCAAGAACGUCUUUAUUGAGCGCAAGACCCACCAUGCUUCUUGGUUGGACGGUGCUUCAGUCAAAGAUCGCUUCAGACUGGAUGUCGAUGACGUUGAAAAGUAUGUUGAGUAUGAGCUGACUCCUGAGGAAAUUACAGAGCGUUUGCGUGCCAAGAACGUAGAUGAGCAAAUCUGCAAAGACACUGAAUUCAUUGCUACUGGUGUCCAGAAGUCUCUCAAGGAAAAGAACCUGAACCCUGUUCUACGUGCUUUCUACAACCGUACUGCUUUCCAACUGCCUGGUGAUCAACGUGUCAGAGUAAGUUUGGAUACGGAUUUGUCCUUCAUUCGUGAGGACAAUAUGGAUGAUAAGGUGCGCAGAGCAAAGAAUGAGUGGCGUCGUCCUGAUGUUGCCAUCGACUAUCCUUUCCCUCAAUUGGAUGAAACCGAGAUUUGUCGCUUCCCUUAUGCUGUUUUGGAGACCAAAUUACAAACUCAUUUAGGUCAAGAGCCCCCAGAGUGGUUGACCAAGUUGGUAGACUCCCACUUGGUACACGAAGUGCCCCGUUUCUCAAAGUAUCUUCAUGGUGCUUGCUACUUUUUCCGUGAUCGUAUGCCCUUGUUACCUUGGUGGUUGCCUGAAAUGGAUAUCGACAUUCGCAAGCCUCGUGCUACUAACUUUGGUUUAACCCGCUCCAAGUCAUUCAAACCUCUUAUUGAUGGUCAAUACCGCCGUGCUAUGGAAGCUGAGGAACGUCGUCUCAACAACGUUGCUAAAACCGAGUCUGUUCCUGGUGUUAAGGUGAACAGCCUGGAUGACGAUAACAAGGAAGUCAACAAAACUACCAAGCCCACACCAAACACCGAUCUCAAACGUCGCACACCAGCAGCAUCAUCAACAGCAUCCUUACAACAACCUCAACAGAGCAAAUAA